UCCCUCAAAUAUUGUUUUACUGUGGCACCUAGAACAGUUUGUUUUACACGCCAAUACUAUUCCAUAUACAGUGAUUUGCAUUGGGGGUAUUUGGCCUUGGAACAUGUUUUAAAACACACGUGUUGCAAAUGUCACUUAAAUAUUUAUAUUGUUCAUGUUAAGGCAAUUAUUAGUUUUUUGACAUGUUCUUCUAUUACACGGGGGACUUUUAUUUUGAACAUCUCAGCUCGUCAUGUCUUCCCUCUGGGUGGGUGUUGUAGAAUUUGGAUUUACCUGUAGCCGCAGGUAAUAACCUACACGGGCAGACGAAGGAACAGAACACUGUGGAAUUUACCAAAAGAAGCAUAGUCUUCAGUGGAUAGGGUUGGUAGGUAGUUAUAUGUCUUGGAAUCGGCUGACUUUGUUGUGAAGAAAACACAGGUGGAGAGUUGAGAAACCGAUACACACAAACUCGACUCAAAGCAAGAACGUUUUCUAUACGGACUUCCGUAAUUUUAUCGGCGUCAAGAGUUGCCAAAAGUAACCCAAGCGAUUUAUGCGGUCCCGGGUGCUUUGAGCCAUGCCUGGCCACAGCACAGGGGCUCCUCAGAAGUCCCGCCACGACAAACAGCACAGGGGACACAGCACCAGGGCUGACGGCUACAAGCAGGGCCACACCAUCUCUAGAGACAGUACUGCCAGCCAAGAGCCCUACAAGGACCCCCAUGUCGACCACAAUACACAGGAACAGUAUAAUGGUGACCACACCCGUCACUCUGAGGGCCAGCAAGGCCGCGGGGGAACCCCCCCAACACGACGCGUCAGCGGGCGGGGGUCAGAGACACUGGGGUUCAUCCCUGGCUCAGCGGACUCACCCCAGAGCACAAAUGCAUGUGGCUCCUGUGCCUCUAUGGGCUGGAGUGGCUGCAAGGCUCUCCUCUGCUGUGUCCUCACCUGUGGCUUCUGUGGCAGCAGGGAUCUCUGUCUGCCUGUCAACAACGAGAGCUCCACAGACCACCCCGGCAAGGCUGACCCUGAGCAGCCCCACUCCCCCAACGGCGUGGCCGUGACCAACCCCACCUGCGGCAUCCCUCUGGAGCCCAGCAUCAAGCCUGCCAAGCAGCCCUCCAAGCUGCCUCCCAGUGACAGCUUCCGCUACAAGGACGUCCGCAUCGGGGGCCAGACGGUGGUCUAUCCCACGUCGUCGGGCCCCAAGCGGACGCGUACGGGCGGCAAGGGCGACAGCCAGCGUCCCGUCAGCAACACCAGCACCAUCUACUCCCGGGAGGACCUGGAUCUGGACGACCUGAGCGACAGCGGCACGGACAUUGACUCGCUCAUCACUAAGAAACUUCUAGAGCUCUACGCGCUGCACCAGAUCGACCAACUGGCCAAGUGCACGUCGGACUCGUCGUUCUCAAGGAAGACCAAUGAGAUCAGCGAGCUGAUCUGCAGCAUUGCUCAGGACUACAACCUGGAGCAGCGGGAGGCAGAGUGCAGGCUGGUGCACGGCGUCAUCCGCAUCAGCACGCGCAAAGGCAAGAGGAACAAAAACUCCAACUCCCAGGCCCAGGAGCCAGUGCACCAGCAGCCGCGAGCAAACGGGAGGAACAACCGAGGGACCCUCCUUCCUGACAGUGGCAAUGAAACAAUGACGUACACCUUUAACAGCAGUGAGAUGGAGCCUGAGGUGAAAGUGUCAGAGCUGACGCGGUCGGACGAACUAGCCAGGAAGAUGAGGCACUACAGUGGAAUAAAUGACUCCUCCAGCUCAGCUGCAGCCUACUCUCACUACCAGCAUGACACAGAGACUGACUCGUCAGGGGCCCCAUUGCUGCACGUCCUCUGAACAUCAUGACAAGGUCAACACAACGUCCAGGGCACAACAUUCUCACGGGCCUCAACCGAAGUGGGGCCAGCUGUUGUGUGAUGGUGGGAAAUGUUUGUUGAUCAGCCUAUUGUUCCUCCAACACUGUCAUGCUUCCCUGGAACUGUAGUAGAAGGCCAUCAAUAGAGACGGAGAGAAUCUUAAGUGUGGGACUAUUGAAGCCAUCUCUUCACUCUGGUGUGGAAUCAGCAUGUCCUUCCAAACCAUGGAACCGUGGGUGAGGCCUGCUUGCAAUGGGGAAGGGAGAGAUGGUGGCACCACUCUAUGGGUGCACAAUUGGCACAUAUCUGAACAUCCGAAAAACAACGGGAUUUUUAAAAUAUUUUUUUUAACGGGAAAACUAUGGACUUUUUUUGUAUUUGCAUACUAUGUUGUAAGUUGUUUUUAUACCAGUUAUGUUGUUGCCUUGCCACUCCAAGCAGAGACACUAAAAUCACUCCAUGCCAUUUUAACUCCGUUCUCAGUAAAGUGACUGAUCCUAAUGCAUAACCGUCCCUGUUUAAGUGUGCAUGUGACAGUGCGUUAGGGCAAAUUGACACCCUACCAUUUGGACCCAGUAGCAGGUUUAGCUUCAUACUUUACUUUCAGUGUCAAAGGAGUUACUUUGUACAAAACGUCUUAUUUUUUUCUAAGUUAAUGUUGCUUCGUGGUUUGUGUAAGCAUCUCCUUUGAAAAUGUAAAUGGGGCAUUUGGUCACUUUUUAAACAAAAACAAAAAAAAGUCAAUCUAUAGGUACAUUUUUUAUAAAAAUAAAAAAAGGAAUGAAUCUGCUUGCCUGUUUAUGCCAACUUGCUACUGUUUAAUUCAACUUUUUAUCUAAUAUAUGAUAACUAUAUUAACUUAAAUCUAAUAGAGUAUGCUUAUUGUUUCGGUAUGUACAUUGGAUUGCAUCCUAACUUGAGAUCGAGCU
Oncorhynchus mykiss (rainbow trout) is the source of this 2777-nucleotide messenger RNA. RefSeq names its product keratinocyte differentiation factor 1. Gene Ontology annotation, cellular component: cell junction. Gene Ontology annotation, biological process: regulation of epidermal cell division; keratinocyte development. NCBI's taxonomy places the organism in Eukaryota, Metazoa, Chordata, Actinopteri, Salmoniformes, Salmonidae. The record is from RefSeq and is a predicted model, not a curated record.